Molecule: messenger RNA, 2425 nt
Organism: Gadus macrocephalus (Pacific cod)
Lineage: Eukaryota; Metazoa; Chordata; Actinopteri; Gadiformes; Gadidae
Gene: erlec1
Product: endoplasmic reticulum lectin 1
Exons: 14
Coding region: 198-1691 (497 amino acids)
Biological process (GO): endoplasmic reticulum unfolded protein response; retrograde protein transport, ER to cytosol
Cellular component (GO): endoplasmic reticulum lumen
Source: RefSeq, a predicted model, not a curated record
ACUUCCGCUAUUUUGUAGUCUUGUUGACAUCCUGGCUGACAUCCGUGACACUACUCCGUAUUCCCUGGGCGUAUGUCAGCGGCGGAUGAUUCCGAUUGUUAAACACUGUGUCUGUGAGGGUCGGUGUGUUGUGAGGUCGGGUGCAUGCGGAGAAGGACGCUCGGCUUGUGAGGGUUUAGUGACGCUGCAGGGCGAGCAUGGAGUCGCUGGUCCGGAUGCUUCUCGGUGGGCUGCUGGUGGAGGUGUGCAGCGGGGUCUCAGCGAACCGAGGGGGAUACCAAACGUUCACGGAUGAGAUCCCCUUCAAGAUCUCUUGGCCUGGUUCCGAGUACACUCUGCCCACAUCAGGUGCACUCUACAAUGAAGAUGACUUUGUCAUUAUGACCACAACGGAGAAAGAGAAAUAUAAGUGUCUCCUGCCUUCCCUUGCAUCGGGAGAUGGGGAUGAUGAUAAAAUGUACAAGGGGCCUACACCUGGAGUCCUGCUAGAACCUCUCUUCAAGCAGAGCAGCUGCUCCUACAGAAUUGAGUCAUACUGGACUUAUGAAGUCUGCCACGGGAAACAUGUAAGACAGUAUCAUGAGGAAAAGGAGACCGGGCAGAAAAUCAGUAUUCAAGAGUACUUCUUGGGCAUCAUGACGGAGACGGAAAAAGGCAGUGAAGCAGAAGAUGUCAGCGCUGAGAACGAGAAAGAGGUGCCCACCAGGAACAUCGAGGGCCAGUUCACGCCCUACUACCCCGUGGGGAUGGGCAACGGCACGCCAUGCGUGCUGAAGCAGAACCAGGCGCGGGCCACCUCCGUGAUGUACGUGUGCCAUCCCGAGGCGAAGCACGAGAUCCUGUCCAUCGCCGAGGUCACCACCUGCGAGUACGAGGUGGUGAUCCUCACCCCGCUUCUGUGCAACCACCCCAAGUUCAGGUUCAAGUCGUCGCCGGUGAACGCCAUCCUGUGCCAGGCGCUGGCGGGCUCCCCGCUCCGCCCCCAGCAGCUCACCAAGCUGGACACGGCCCAGCAGGAGCAGCUCAAGCCCCCCUUCUCCUCGGUGCUGGAGGCCCGCGAGGCCCGGGAGGUCCGCGGCGAGGUCCGGGAGGUCCGCGAGGUCAUCGAGGUGAGGGGGCUCGACACUUCCCCAGUGAGGGAGGAGGCCUUCUCCUCCACCCACAAGCCCAUCACGGUGGGGGGCUCGUCCCAGGUCACCGUGGGGAGCACCCACAUAUCCCGGCUGACCGACGACCAGCUCAUCAGGGAGUUCCUGAGCGGCUCGUACUGCCUGCAUGGGGGAGUGGGCUGGUGGAAGUAUGAAUUCUGUUACGGGAAACACGUGCAUCAGUACCAUGAGGACAAGGAGCAGGGGAAGAACAUUGUGGUGGUCGGGAGCUGGAACGCCGACGAGCAUCUGGAGUGGGCCAAGAAGAACGUGGCGCGCUCCUACCAGCUGAAGGACGACGACCUGCAGAAAGUCAAGCUUGUGUCUCACUUCUAUGGCCACGGGGAUUUGUGCGACAUGACGGGGAAACCCAGACAGGUCGUGGUCAAGCUCAAGUGCAAAGAGUCCGAGUCCCCCCAUGCUGUCACAGUGUACAUGCUGGAGCCCCAGACAUGCCAGUACAUCCUGGGGGUGGAGUCCCCGGUCAUAUGCCGGAUCCUGGACACGGCGGAUGAGCACGGACAUCUGUCCAUCUCCGCCUGAGAGCCAGACCGCCCAGACCGCUGCACCCGGGCGGGGGGCUGCUGAAAGGGGAGAGCGGGGGUCCUUCCUUAACACUGUCGGACGGUGGAGGAGGAAGGGAGACCGUGGAAAUAGACACCAAGAACAGGGGGGGCCGGAACACAACCUCCGGCAGACGGGGGCUGAAACCCUGCCUCGACGUAAAACCAGGACCACCGUCCAAGCCGACCAAGAACAACCCCCCCCCGGUCGGUGUCAUGGGACUUGUUAUUUUAAAGCCCAGGGCAGCGGCCAGGACAACGGCUGACUUUGGCCAAACCAGAACUCAAGAUGGAGACUCACAGGCAAUGGACUUCAUGCUGCUUCAUAUAUUUGCUUUCCUGUGCGGGGCCAGAGAACUCGAAAGACUGAUGAGGAUUAUGCGUUAUUAUCUUCAGGAAUUGCAACAUCUUUUGCAUUUUAGUUCUUGGUGUGUGGGUAAUUAGAGUUCAUUACAUGUUUGUCUGUGUCACUUUACGGUUGUAGAUUUAAAAAGCCAAUAUCUGAAAUUUCUUUAACUGUGAGAAUGGGUGCUAUGCCAUCUUAGUGGGUGAGUGUGUAACUUAUAAGCUAGCUUGUGCUUUGAGUGUUUGAUUUAAAUGUCACUUCUGGUCAAUUAUAUUUUCUUUUCUGCAAAAAAAAAGUUCAGAUCAACAACAAAUUAUAGAAAAAUCUCCUUUUACAAAAUGAAUGAUAUUAAAGUGAAGAAAGUGAAA